AUGGGAUUGAAGUUGCUGGGGUUCGUGAUCUUCUUUGCAGAGUUUGUAUUUCUGCACUACCACACCAUGGCGAUCCUCUUCACUUCCGUGAACGCGCGUGAAGCAACGAUCUCCCUGGCCAGUGACUUUGAGCUCUGCAUUUACUACCUCUGCGGGAUGCUCUACCUGAUGGUCUGCAUGCUGCAGAUCAAGCAUUCGCUGCCCUCCCUCAGUAACGACUCGCUUCGGCCGAAGACGGCGUCGCUUUACUCGGCCAGAUCGGUCAUCACAGAGAAGAUCUGCUACUUUGCUUUCCUCUUCCACUACAACAUGCCCUUCGUGGACGACAUCCGCAUCAUCGUCGACUGGACCGUGGCCCCGACGAGCCUCGACCUGUGGAUGUAUUGGAAAGUCGAAGACGCGCACACGGUGUUCUAUCGUUCCAGGCACGUCAUGUUCGUCCGGAGCCAGUCGUACUACGCGGAAGAGCGGGAUUCUCUUGAGAAGGUGUAUAGCGGCUGGGCGAUCCUUUGCUUGGUGAUUCUGGUCAUUCUCAUGCCCAUCAUCAUCUUCUCUCCCAUCUCGCCAUUUCCGAACACCGUCUUGAUCGACGAAGCGCGGCUCAGUCUUGAGAUGACGGUGGCCAGCGCCUGCUAUGGAAUGGCCCACGCGCGAGAACUUUGCAGGUAUGUGGAGUUGCAGCUGUUCGAGUCACCGGCGCUGCAGAUCCAGAACUACAACGUCUCGGCCAAACAGCAGUACCUCAGGGACAAUCCCCGCGUCAACACGGACAUCGACAUUCAGGAUGUUAGAUGGCCCUGGCAUUCAGAGGUACGAUUUAAGGCCUCCCCAGCAGCGGUGGCCGAGGUGCGGAGCAUCUUGGAUCGUACCGAAGCUGGGGGUGGGCCACCCGUGACGAUUGCCUUCGUUCUCCGCUACACACUCACGCGGGCCGUGCUGGGGCAGACGGAGCACAUCAGAAGCAUUUGCUCGUGUACCCCUCGGAGCAGCUGCGCAACAGGGGACAACAGCGCCUGGCCGUCUCGGAUCGUCCACCUUUGUCGCCCCACACCUGCGACGUCGGAAGUGACGGAGUCCACGGUCUCCUCGCCGCUGGACAUGCUUCUGAACCAGUCCAGGGCAUUCUGGCGCCAAGCCAGCACGCCCGGCCCCGAAGAGGCCAGCCUCGACAUACCGAAUCUCUGGUCUCCAAGCGUCAACCUGGGCAACGAUGGGCUGACCGAAAGAGGUGCGGUCGAGGGCUUUGUCUACGGCAUUGCUCCCGCAGACCUGAACUGCUCCAAUCCUUCGGGCGUCGUCUCUUGCGCCCCGCAUCGAUGGGGCCGGCUAUGGAGAGACGUCCUGGCACACGCGGGGAACAGCUCGGAGCUGCACGAACAGGAGCCUGUGCCGCUGCAGCUGAAAGUGGAGUUGGAGAAGUCGGUGAACGUCCAAGGCGUGACCGGCGACACGAGCAGCAGCUACACUUCUGCUCUAGGCCUUUACGUGGCCGUCGUCCUCGUGGCGGGCAGGUAUCUGCGCACCGCGUUCCAGGGAGCUUCAAAGCAAGCGAUCUACGAUGAGAUUCCAGAUGCACACGUCUUCCUCGACAUCAUUGAGGCGAUCAAGAUGGCGAGGGAGCACAACGACCUGCGAAUAGAGUUCGAGCUCUACUACUGCCUCAUGCAGGUGUUGCGGUCGACUCACAUUUUGCUUCGCACGGGAGGUCACCAGCCUCGAGUGUACGGAAUUGGUCGAACAAAGGAGCAGCACAUCAAGGGCGAUGAUGCCGAGGAGGUGGUCCGCCUCUAA
Symbiodinium natans is the source of this 1791-nucleotide messenger RNA. The record is from the annotation of a GenBank genome assembly. NCBI's taxonomy places the organism in Eukaryota, Dinophyceae, Suessiales, Symbiodiniaceae.